GGAGAGCAGCGCCCGGGCGGGCACUGCCGAGUGAGUUAACCUAGGAGCGACCAUGCCCCGGGACAACAUGGCCUCCCUGAUCCAGCGGGUGGCCAAACAGGCUCGCAUCACCUUCCGGAGCCCGGCGCCGGGGCCGAGCUUCGGUGAGAACCUGCACCGGCUGCAGCAGCUGCUGAACGAGGUGCGGGCCGAGGACCUGCACCUCGUCCCGCGGGGCCCGGCGGCCGUGCCGGGGGCGGGCUGCUCGCGGGCCGGGGCCGGGGCCGGGGUCGGGGCGGUGCCGCCGGUGAGCUACAUGCACAUCUGCGAGACGGAGAGUUUCAGCAUGGGCGUGUUCCUGCUGCGGAGUGGGGCCUGCAUCCCGCUGCACGACCACCCGGGCAUGAACGGCAUGCUCAAGGUGCUCUACGGCAGCCUGCGCAUCGCCUGCCUGGACCCGCUGCCCCCCGCCGCGCCGCCCGGCGCCCGCCGCCGCGCCCUGCUCCGCUCGCGCCAGCUCUGCACGCCGGCCUCGCCGCCCUGCCUGCUCUCGCCGCACACCGACAACCUGCACCAGAUCGACGCCGUGGACGGGCCGGCCGCCUUCCUCGACAUCCUGGCGCCCCCCUACGACCCUGAGAACGGCCGGGACUGCCACUACUACCGCCUGCUGGAGGCGUCCGCCGGCCCCGCUGCCGAUCCCCACGCCCUGCCCCGGGAGGUGUGGCUGGUGGAGACCCCGCAGGCGGCGGAUUUCUGGUGUGGCGGAGAGCCCUACCCCGGGCCCAAGGUCUCCCCUUGAAGCCGGCGCGGCCCCUCUCACGGUGAGGCUGCUCCAGAGCCCUCAGAGGACGGACCGCUCCCCCCUCCCUCGACUACUUCUUCCCCGGCAGGGAUCGUGUGGGGCCCGCUGGAAUAGGGGGCCCCUCCUCCUCCUCCUCCAGCAGGAGGUCGAAGAGCCGAUAGCAGCGGGACGGGAGGAUCUGGCUUGUGCCGUGGCUCACUCGAGAUGUCGCAGAGGCUGCACUCGCUGUACAAAAGCCAUAGCCACGAUUCCCCUCCCAGCCGCCUUUGAAGUAAUGCUAGUCACUACAGCAGGCCUAUCUCCUAGUCCGGGGGUGCGGAAAGCCACUCCCCAGCCUCCCUGGGGCAGUUGGAUGCGUUGGGAGAGUAUAUGUGUGCAUGUGUUGGGCUAUCAUUUUCUCAGUUCAACUCAUCAGUUCCAACAAUGAAGCAUCCAGCUGCUGGGGCCAUGGGCUGCACUCUUCUAGGGUACUGCUUCUCUACCAAUGGAUAAUUGCAGUAGAAACAACUUUUUAUGCACAGACCAUGCUCCAGAGGAGCUGAUUGCCACUAAACUAAGGGUGAACAAACCUUGUGUGUUUCUGCCAAUGGCCUACAUAAGAGAGCAGUUUCUGGGGCAGAUUAAUGGUACCAUUUCCCUGUCCAAAUCAUCAGAAAGACACCAGCCAAUUAACUCACACAGGAAACCCAAAUCAUAACCCUGGGUGAUUUGGUGUGCUUGAUCAAGGCAGUUAUACAAACUUAGCUGCUUAAUGGUGGCUGAGCAUCUCCUACUCCUGACUAAUGAGAAUAGCAAUAUCUAGCCAGAACUACCGCUGUUAAUGACAUAGACUGUAUUUGCAGGAAAGCUACAAAACUAAAACCUCUUUGUGCUUACUGUCAAGCUUUUUGAGUGGAGGGCACUAAACGACCCAGUGGAUUUUUUUUCUCCUUUUGACUGAUAUGAAGACUUGCAACAGUAGUACUGUUUAAACUUCCACACAACAGAAUGUUAAAGUAAAUAUCAGUAUUUUGUCUAACCACUUAAGAAACCCCUCUUUCAUCUCCCCUCCUUCCUAAAGUUAAGAGAAUAAAUGCAAUAAGAAACUUCACUCUUCUAUAAGGCAUGUUUGUAAGUGAUCUGAAAACUCAAAGGUGGUAUUUCCAGCCUGUCUAGUCCCACUGACAGGGACUCCUCAAAUGCAGCUUCCCUACUUUGUGGGUAGGAAUAGAGUUUAUCCCAACAACCCAAGAAUUCCUUAUGGAAAACAGCAUGUAGGGUGCAAGCAGCUCUACUGGAAAUACAAACUGCUCCAAAGAGAAUUUUUAUCUAACCUGUUUUAGUCUCUCUUGUCUUUCUGCUCUCUCUUUUUGCUGUCAGUUUUACACCAUAUGUAAAAACUAGUCAUGAUGUUUAAUGGGAUGUGACUUUAAUGCCUUACCUUGCAUGAUGAUCUGGCAACAAUCACAGCAGAAGCUUUAUUAAAGUGGAGCUAAAAGGACCAGUAUUAAAACAAGUCCUAGUGCCAGGAAGAAACAAACAACUAAGAUGCAUUAAAGAAAAGGCUUUUUGUGUAACAGGUUUUGCAACCUUCAUAUACUUAGUAAUUAGAAUUUACUUCAAAUGCUCUUACUAACUUUAAACAGAAGGCUCAAGUCUGUAUUGCUGUUCUUUCUCACUGCAGCGUGGGUAUUGUUUUCAUAACUGCAAAAUUACUGCUGUUGAUGAUGAACUAUAGAAUAAAUACAGGAUAUCUCACA
Molecule: messenger RNA, 2523 nt
Organism: Malaclemys terrapin pileata
Lineage: Eukaryota; Metazoa; Chordata; Testudines; Emydidae
Gene: ADO
Product: 2-aminoethanethiol dioxygenase
Exons: 2
Coding region: 53-781 (242 amino acids)
Cellular component (GO): mitochondrion
Molecular function (GO): oxidoreductase activity, acting on single donors with incorporation of molecular oxygen, incorporation of two atoms of oxygen
Source: RefSeq, a predicted model, not a curated record